Suillus discolor is the source of this 881-nucleotide messenger RNA. RefSeq lists its product as uncharacterized. The transcript has 5 exons. The record is from RefSeq and is a predicted model, not a curated record. Gene Ontology annotation, molecular function: nucleic acid binding; zinc ion binding. NCBI's taxonomy places the organism in Eukaryota, Fungi, Basidiomycota, Agaricomycetes, Boletales, Suillaceae. Bases 41 to 703 code for a protein of 220 amino acids. Gene Ontology annotation, cellular component: nucleus; U2-type prespliceosome; catalytic step 2 spliceosome. Gene Ontology annotation, biological process: spliceosomal complex assembly.
CCAUCUCUUCCAACCACCUCAUCAUACUCGCAAACUUACUAUGGAUUUUCAAAACCGUGUCGGCUCCAAGUUCGGUGGAGGUGGUGUCGCUGGGGCUUCGGAGACCAAUGUGGACAGGCGUGAACGUUUACGCAAACUUGCGCUUGAGACGAUCGAUCUUGCCAAAGAUCCUUAUAUCUUAAGGAAUCACUUGGGUGGCCUCGAAUGUCGUCUCUGUCUGACGCUUCAUACCAACGAAGGUUCAUACCUGGCUCAUACUCAAGGAAAGAAGCAUCAGACCAAUCUCGCUCGUCGUGCGGCUCGUGAUGCUAAGGACACGCAGUUGAUGAUUGCCCCGACUCAAAGCAAUGUACAACGCAAGGUGUUCCUCAAAAUAGGACGCCCAGGCUACCGAGUAACAAAAGUGCGGGACAAAGAUACAGGCAAAGAAGGUAUGAUGGUCCAGGUCCACCUUCCCCAGAUCAAAGCGGACGUAAUCCCUCGCCGACGAUUUAUGAGCGCUUGGGAGCAAAAGAGGGAGCCCCCGAACAAGGCAUACCAGUAUCUGAUCGUGGCUGCUGAACCGUAUGAGACAAUUGCUUUUCGCAUUCCUGCGCGCGAGAUAGAAGACGAAGCUGACGAUGCCGGAUAUUGGAACUGGUCAUAUUGGGAUCCUGAUACGAAACAGUAUAGCUUCCAGUUCAUGUUCCGUUUGACUUAUUGACGCUCACACAAUGUUCCCUCCACGUCGUAUCUGUACUCAUUCCCGCCCUGAAUUAUGGGAUCAUUUUUGCCGUGCUUGGUGUGGUUUAUGUCGAAUAUCACAUGCAUCACCUCCGAUAUAGGAUGUCUCGAUUCGAUACCAUGUCAUCAACAACGCGGUGAGCACCAGGGUUACCACA